Molecule: messenger RNA, 969 nt
Organism: Vigna umbellata (rice bean)
Lineage: Eukaryota; Viridiplantae; Streptophyta; Magnoliopsida; Fabales; Fabaceae
Source: RefSeq, a predicted model, not a curated record
GCUAGGUUCAUCUCCCAAUUAACUGAUACUUGUGAACCAAUGUUCAAGUUACUACGGAAAAAUCAGGCCGUAGUCUGGAAUGAAGAUUGUCAAGUUGCUUUUGAAAAGGUCAAACAAUACCUGCAAGACCCUCCUGUAUUGCGUCCACCUAUGCCAGGAAGACCGCUCAUUUUGUAUUUGACCGUAUUGGAUAAUUCAAUGGGUUGUGUAUUGGGUCAGCAUGAUGAAGACGGGAAAAGAGAGCAUGCUAUAUAUUACUUGAGCAAAAGAUUCACAGAUUGCGAACAACGAUAUUCGUCGUUAGAGCGAACUUGUUGUGCACUGGCGUGGGCUACUCAUCGUCUAAGGCAAUACAUGUUGAGCCACUCUACUUGGUUGAUAUCAAAGAUGGAUCCUAUCAAGUAUAUUUUUGAAAAGCCCGCUCUCACUGGAAGGAUAGCUCGAUGGCAGAUGCUAUUGUCAGAGUAUGACAUUGUAUAUGUUACUCAGAAAUCUAUCAAGGGUAGCGCUUUAGCGGAAUAUUUAGCCCAUCAACCCAUUAGUGAUUAUCAGCCGAUGCAACCUGAAUUUCCUGAUGAAGAUAUCAUGGCUUUAUUUGCUGAGAACAAAGAGGACAAAGAUGAAAAAGCAUGGACGGUAUUAUUCGAUGGGGCUUCGAAUGUAAUGGGGCAUGAAAUAGGGGCAGUGCUUAUCUCUCCUAAGAAUCAAUACAUUCCCAUGACGGCAAGGUUGUGUUUUAAUUGCACGAAUAAUAUCGCAGAAUAUGAAGCUUGUGCCAUGGGUAUUCGAGCAGCAAUAGAGUCUAAAGCAAAAAUUCUAGAUGUAUAUGGAGAUUCAGCUUUGGUCAUCCAUCAAUUGAAGGGAGCCAUUGCAAAGUUGGUAAAAUUGUUGUCGGUAACCUUUGCCGACGACCUUUUCAGCCGUCGAUCAUUACCAAAGGCUUGUGGCCUUCGGGAAAUCCGUCGGUAA